Molecule: messenger RNA, 1856 nt
Organism: Drosophila melanogaster (fruit fly)
Lineage: Eukaryota; Metazoa; Arthropoda; Insecta; Diptera; Drosophilidae
Gene: Ugt303B2
Product: UDP-glycosyltransferase family 303 member B2
Exons: 2
Coding region: 188-1810 (540 amino acids)
Molecular function (GO): UDP-glycosyltransferase activity
Source: RefSeq, marked reviewed
UUUUGCACAGCCAACAAAAAUCAACAUGAGCCAUCACUUCUCAAAUUCAUGAACAAAUGGGUUAUCAACCAAUUUUAUAGCUCUUACACCGACGAACUGGAACUUUUGCGGUUGAUCGGUAAAGUAUAGAUAAGAUUGCGUUUACUUUGGAACAGAGAUCCGACAUGAGCGGACGAACAGCGUAAAAAUGCGGCUCGGCUAUGCUUGGCUGGCCUUCGGCCUGCUUUUGCACCUGAAUCUUUACCUCGAAUUGGGUCAAGCGGCAAACAUCCUGGGCGUGUUCCCGUACCGCAUUCCCUCCCCCUUUCAGAUGGUACGACCUUUGAUAAAGGCGCUAGUUGAGCGAGGGCACAAGGUAACGAUGGUCACACCCGCUGAUUAUCCGGCUAAAAUAGACGGAGUACGUCACAUACGAGUGCCAAUGCUAAACCAGCUUAUGCAGAAUCUUAUGAAAAACGACCAAUUCUUUGACGCUUUGGGUGAUAAAUGGAGGGAGGGUGUUCUCGUCUCCACGAUUUUCUACAACGUCUCCCAUGCUAUCCUGAACAAUAAUGGUGUUCAGAUGUUGAUGCGUGAUAAAAGUAUCAGGUUUGACAUGAUCAUGGUAGAAGCUAGCCACCUGGAUGCACUUUACGGAUUAGCUGAGUUCUAUAACGCCACCCUUCUGGGAAUUUCAUGUAUGCACAUGACUUGGCAUAUCGACUACUUGGCGGGAAAUCUGGCUCCGAGUGUAUAUGAACCCAUAUCCCCUAACGGUUUUGCUCUUGAUAACACGUUCUUAAGUAGAUGGUCCAAUUGGAUUUAUAUCACCGAGGAGAAGCUCCUGGAACGUCUUGUUUUCCGUCCCGCUCAGGUGCGAUUGUUUAAAAAGUUCUUCGGAUAUCCGGCGGAGAAACUAGAUGAGCUACGGGCCAGAUUCUCGGUCAUCCUUGUUAAUAGCCACUUCAGCAUGGGAAGGGUACGAGCCAAUGUGCCAAAUAUCAUUGAGGUGGCAGGAGUGCAUCUGAGCGAGCCCCCAGAGCCAUGUGGUGCAGAACUACAAAAAUAUUUGGACGAGGCGGAGCACGGCGCCAUCUACUUCUCAAUGGGCCAGGAUAUCCUGAUAAAAUAUCUGCCGGAAAAUAUGCAGAAACAGCUGCUGCUGGUCUUCCUUCAGAUGAAACAAAGGGUGAUUUGGAAAAGCGAGCUGUCCAUGCUGGCGAACAAAUCGGAAAACAUAUACGUAAUGGAUAAAGUGCCCCAGCGAAUGGUGUUGGCCCAUCCCAAUCUCCGGCUUUUUAUCACUCACGGCGGCUUGCAGAGCGUGAUGGAGGCGAUUGACAACGGGGUUCCCAUGCUGGGACUUCCACUGUUCUUCGACCAAUUCAAUAAUAUACAUCGAGUGCAGUUAGCCGGAAUGGCUAAAGUAUUGGACCCCAACGACUUGAACGCAGACACACUCAUCGAAACUAUUAAAGAGCUUCUUGAAAAUCCUAGCUAUGCCCAGAGAGCAAAAGAAAUGGCAGCGUCUUUCAGGGAUCGGCCAAUGAGUCCUCUGGACACUGCCAUCUGGUGGACGGAGUACGCUCUACGGAAUCGGGAUACUUCCCAUAUGCGUCUCAAUGUGGAGGAGAUUCCUCUUAUGCGAUACUACAGACUCGACAGCAUACUAACCUUUGGAGUUCGCCUUGGUUGCGUCUGUGGAUCGCUGAUCUUUUUGGGCUGGAGAUUGUACCAGAAGAAUCGCAAUAGGCACACAAGACUCCAAGAAAGGGAAAGAGUUAUUGCGCAGAUACAAUUGGGCUUGAGCAAUUAUGAAGUAGUAUCCUAGAUUUCUUCGAUUUUGAUUGUCCAGGUACGCGAUUUCCAGAUCUCGA